AUGACAGAUAGACCUCGAACGUUCUUUGAUGUGGAGAUUGAUUCAAAGCAGAUUGGUAGGAUAAUAUUUGAGUUGUAUACAGAUAUUACACCGAUUACAGCAGAGAACUUUAGAUGUCUUUGCACAGGUGAGAAGGGUCUGUCACAACGACUUCAACUACGUCUUCACUACAAGGGUAGUCCAUUCCAUCGUAUUAUCAAGAACUUUAUGAUACAGGGUGGUGACUUUCAGAACAAGAAUGGCACUGGCGGUGAGUCAAUCUAUGGACAUCGCUUUGAUGAUGAGAACUUUAAGAAGACGCACAGCGAGCCAUACUUGUUGUCAAUGGCUAACGCAGGUCCAAACACAAACGGCUCACAGUUCUUCAUCACUACCAAUGCUGCACCUCAUCUUGAUGGCAAACAUGUAGUAUUUGGAAGAGUGGUCGAUGGCAAGGCUAUCGUUGACAUUCUAAACUCAGUGUUAACUGGUCAGAACGAUAAACCUUUCGCUGACGUCAAGAUUUCCCAUUGUGGAGAGCUGAUUCGAAAGGUAAAAAAAGAAGAUGUAGAGAGCGACUCUAGUUCAAGCAAUAGUAGUACUGACAGCGAGGAAGAGAGGAAAAAACGCAAGGAUAGGAGAAAGAGGAAGAAAGAAGAAAGGAGAGCUAGGCGUGAAAGAAAGAAAGAGAAAAGAUCUAGAAGUGAUGAUGAUGAUGAUGAUGAUGAUGGCAAUAGUAGCGAUGAAGGCGAAUCUACUAGAAAGAGGAAGGAAAGGAAACGAGGUCGUUCAAAGGACAAGUCGGACCGAGAUCGAUCCAGGUCCAGAAGUGGAUCCAUGGAUCGGCUAAAGGAUCGUUCAAAGACUCCCUGGCAGCCACUUAGAGAUUCAGGAGUGAUUGGCGAGGGAAAGACAUUCAAGGGACGUGGAGCUAUCAAAUACAACGGUCAUUCAAAGAACAACAACAAUGAUAGGCACUUUGGUCAGAGAACAACCAUAUUUCACAUUGACAAUGGAGGAGACAACAAGAAGGACGAAGGAGAUCGUUUCUCACGAUUUGGACGUUCAAGACAGACUGAUGAUGAUGAUGAUAAUGAAGUGACCAGUCGUUCAUAA
This is a messenger RNA of Acytostelium subglobosum LB1, 1095 nucleotides long. RefSeq lists its product as hypothetical. The transcript has 4 exons. The record is from RefSeq and is a predicted model, not a curated record. The coding region runs from base 1 to 1095 and encodes 364 amino acids. NCBI's taxonomy places the organism in Eukaryota, Evosea, Eumycetozoa, Acytosteliales, Acytosteliaceae. Gene Ontology annotation, molecular function: peptidyl-prolyl cis-trans isomerase activity. Gene Ontology annotation, biological process: protein folding; protein peptidyl-prolyl isomerization.